This is a messenger RNA of Zingiber officinale, 1566 nucleotides long. RefSeq names its product thaumatin-like protein 1b. Gene Ontology annotation, cellular component: extracellular region. The record is from RefSeq and is a predicted model, not a curated record. Gene Ontology annotation, biological process: defense response. The transcript is spliced from 3 exons. Bases 89 to 1003 code for a protein of 304 amino acids. Lineage: Eukaryota; Viridiplantae; Streptophyta; Magnoliopsida; Zingiberales; Zingiberaceae.
GGCUUUCUUCUUGGAUCAUUCUUCAGUCUACUCUUCCUAUAUAUUCCCACUCUGUUUCCUCCACGGUGAUCGUUAGGACUUUGAGAGAAUGUCGACGAUGAUGAUCUUUUUCUCGGCAAUUUUCGUCUCUUUGUCGGGAGUCGCGGCGGCGGGGAGGUUUACGGUGGCGAACAACUGCCAGUACACGGUGUGGCCGGGGGUGCUCUCCGGCGGCGGCGAGGAGAUGCUGGCGACGACGGGGUUUGAGCUGCAGAGAGGUGAAUCGCGGACGCUGGACGCGCCGGCAGGGUGGUCGGGCCGCUUCUGGGGCCGCACGCUUUGCGCCGCCGACUCCGCCGGCAAGUUCGCCUGCGUCACCGGCGACUGCGGGUCCGGGGCAGUGGAAUGCUCCGGCAAAGGCGCGGCCCCUCCGGCUACGCUGGCGGAGUUCACGCUCGGCGGCGGCGGGGGGAUGGACUUCUACGACGUGAGCCUGGUGGACGGGUACAACGUGCCGAUGCUGGUGGCGCCGCAGGGCGGCGGCUGCAACGCGACGGGCUGCGCAGCGGACCUCAACGCGCGCUGCCCCGCAGACCUGCGGGUGGUGGCGGCGAGCCACGACGGCGGCGGCGGAGAGAGCGUGGCCUGCAAGAGCGCCUGCGACGCGUUCGGAUCGCCGCAGUACUGCUGCAGCGGAGCGUACGGGAGCCCCGACACCUGCAAGCCCACGUCCUACUCCGAGUUCUUCAAGAACGCAUGCCCUCGCGCCUACAGCUACGCCUACGACGACGCCACCUCCACCUUCACCUGCGCCGCCACCGCCGCCGCCGACUACCUCAUCACCUUCUGCCCCAACACCUCAAGCCAGAAGACGUCCGGCUCGAGUUCGCCGGCGACCAACAGCACGGUGGCCUACGUGGGCGGAGGAGAAACGAGCGGAGCCACCCGAUGCAUGGCACGCAUGCCGGUCGCGGUCGGGUUCGCCCUCUCCCUUCUUAAGACAUGCCUUCUUCUCUUCAGGUAGCGCGGGGCGGCGGGCCGGCGGUCGGCGGCGGCAGCCGUCUUGCGUUACAAAAACAGGCGACGGCCGCCACCUGUUUUUGUUAUUAAUGUGGCCGGGAAAUGGGAUCCGGCCGAUGGAGUUGGUGAAGAAAUCGGAAAUCGGAUCCGACGAUGGAUGACGUCGAAAAGCGACAGGAUUUGGGUAGAGCUUUCUGCACUUCCACGGGAGAUGGAUCAGCCUGCUUGGAUCUCAACGGUGGAGCCUGCAAAUCAUAAGAUACAAAAAGUUAAUCAAAAAUAUUAUUAUUAUUUAUUUUGUGUUAUGUUUUAGUUAAAAAAAAAUACUACUUAAAGUUUUCGGAUAUAGAUUAUAAAAUUUAAAAUAAUAAUAAUAAUAAUAAUAUUAUUAUUAUUAUUAUUAUAUCAUGCACUUCAUUUUACAAACUUUUGGGAUUUUUUUUAUUGAAUUACACUUUUAUUUAAAGGAUGCUUUUGAUUGUAUUAAGAUAACAUGUGCUAUUUGGGCACACUUCAAUGUUGUACUUAGUGUUUUUUUUUUGAAUAGUGGAUCAACUGAUGGGGGCG